CCACCUCUACAGACAACAGUGUUCACAUAACUGCCUUACCAGAAGACACUCAUCACUUCUAUGAACCAGAAGAUAACCUUCCCCUAUAUAGUAAAGAAGUCACUUAUCAAACCCUACCAGAAACUAACGAUACUCCCUCUUGGAUUAUUUACCUUGACCAAGAAAAUAUUCUUGAACCUAGGAAUUUUAGUGACGAAGAACUAGACUCAGAUCAUGAAUUAAAUAUUGACCUAGCUGACCUUGUCUACACUGUCCCAUCUUCUCCAUCUUCUGUUUAUUAA
Cetraspora pellucida is the source of this 281-nucleotide messenger RNA. Lineage: Eukaryota; Fungi; Glomeromycota; Glomeromycetes; Diversisporales; Gigasporaceae. The record is from the annotation of a GenBank genome assembly.